AUGCGCUCCUCACCGUCUUUACUGCGCGCAUUCGCCCGAAGUGCCGUGCCUGGGACAAGACUAAACGUCUCUACUGCUCGCAUCCCAGCGUCCGCAAAACGCUUCCUGCACACACGGCAAACAUUCACUGUCCUCCGCCCAGCGCCCGCACCAUUGCGAGCGCCAGUCCCCUCCACUGUCCGCUUCGAGUCAAACACGGCCGCUCCCACGUCCACCACUGCCCCAGACUCACGGUUAGAACGCGACCAAGUCCCCUCGUACGAGCUCACCUUCACCUGCAACGUCUGCAAGACACGCUCGUCGCACCGAUUAUCAAAGCAGGGUUACCAUCAUGGAACAGUCUUAAUCCAGUGUCCAGGCUGUAAGAACAGACAUCUGAUCAGCGACCAUCUCAAGGUUUUCUCAGACAAGUCCCUUACCAUCGAAGAUCUCAUGCGCGAAAAGGGAAGCCUAAUCAAGAAAGGUUCUCUGAGUGCCGAGGGCGACGUCGAGUUCUGGGACGACGGCACUUCUACGCCUCGCUCUGCACAUUUCCAUGCCGACUCUACGCCCAAAGGUGACAAUCGCCUGUCACAGCUGCCAGACCCACCCAAACCCCCACAAGAAUGA
Molecule: messenger RNA, 609 nt
Organism: Bipolaris zeicola 26-R-13
Lineage: Eukaryota; Fungi; Ascomycota; Dothideomycetes; Pleosporales; Pleosporaceae
Exons: 2
Coding region: 1-609 (202 amino acids)
Biological process (GO): protein stabilization; protein import into mitochondrial matrix; protein folding
Cellular component (GO): mitochondrion
Molecular function (GO): protein-folding chaperone binding; zinc ion binding
Source: RefSeq, a predicted model, not a curated record